Molecule: messenger RNA, 1365 nt
Organism: Drechmeria coniospora
Lineage: Eukaryota; Fungi; Ascomycota; Sordariomycetes; Hypocreales; Ophiocordycipitaceae
Exons: 1
Coding region: 1-1365 (454 amino acids)
Source: RefSeq, a predicted model, not a curated record
AUGCGCAAGCAUCACCUCUACGUCUUGACACUCGAAGAAUACGAGCCAAACAGAGAAUUCGUCGGACGCAACUUCAAUGCAGGAGAGGUGGUGCAGCUCGUCCUUAAAUCGCCGCGGACGGGCCGCUGGCUGCCGUUUGAGUACGUCCAGAUGGUCAUGAUGCACGAGCUCGCCCACUGCAAGCAGAUGAACCACUCGCGCGCGUUUUGGGCCGUGCGCAACAGCUACGCAGCAGAAAUGUACAGUCUCAUGGGAGAGGCCUACACGGGUGAGGGUAUUUGGGGGCGGGGAGCCCGCCUGGCCUCGGGCGAGUGGGAGCGGAACGUGGUGCAACCGGAUGAAGCCCUGACGGAGCAUCUGUGCGGUGGGACAUACCGAUCGAGGGGCAGAAAGAGGACGACAAAGGCUACGCUUACAUAUCAAGAAAGAAAGGAAAGACGGAUAGAGAAGAAAUUCGGCAAGAACGGUGUCGCGCUCGGGGCAGACGAAGUGGUAAAGGCUACACUGGAGAAGGGCAAAAAAUUGACGGCCAAACCAAGGGUGGCUGGCAGUGCUCGUGGCAGGGAGCUCCGAGCCGCCGCCGCUCUCGCUAGAUUCGAGCAGCAAAAGGGGGAAGACAUGGUCAAGCUCAAGAAGGAGACGGCAGAAGAGGCUGAGAGUGAGUCUGGCAGUGAGAGUGAGUACGAGGAAGGCGAUUCCCAAGACUUGGAUUCGAAGGACGCAAUCGAUGUGGACGGACGUCGGCUGCUGGACAGGAAAGGGAGGGGCAUGGUGAAGGUCUGUGAGGAUGAGGAUGCGAAUGACCCGGAUGCCAAACAGGAACUCGACGAGCUGCGGGGCGUCUUUGGGCAGAAAUGGAUCAAGAGCGAGUCGACGGGAGAAGGUUCAGGAAGUGGCCCGAAUCCAGUCCACGGCAGAGCGGGCAACAAGAAGAAGCUUGCAGCCGACGAAGGAGAACCGUCCAGGACGAAGCGCGCGAAGGCUGAACCUAGCGAGGCCUUGUUCAGGUCAAAGUCACUUCCAAGAGCGCCGGUUGAGAAGGUCAAACAGCGAGACAACGGCAACGAAGCAUAUGGGCGGAUGGAACCAAGCCAGGCUACCUCAAGCUCCGGCCCCCUUUCACCUCAACAGGGAGUGUUGAAGGAGAGACUGAUAACAUGCUCCGCCUGUUCGUUUGCCAAUGCGAGGCAGGCGGCGACAUGCCACGUGUGCGCCAACGUUCUCGCACCGGACGAUACGACAAACUUGUGGCGAUGUCGCAGUCGGGACUGCUUGGAUAGCAAGUACAUAAACUCUGGCGACUGCGCCAUUUGUGGAGUAUGCGGGCGGAGGCGAGAUGAUGCGAGCACAUUCGCGGCGACAUGA